Molecule: messenger RNA, 450 nt
Organism: Kuraishia capsulata CBS 1993
Lineage: Eukaryota; Fungi; Ascomycota; Pichiomycetes; Pichiales; Pichiaceae
Exons: 2
Coding region: 1-450 (149 amino acids)
Biological process (GO): translation
Cellular component (GO): ribosome; cytosolic large ribosomal subunit
Molecular function (GO): structural constituent of ribosome
Source: RefSeq, a predicted model, not a curated record
AUGCCAACCAGAUUAACAAAGACAAGAAAACACAGAGGUCACACUGUUGCCGGUAAGGGUCGUGUUGGAAAGCACAGAAAGCAUCCCGGUGGUCGUGGUAUGGCUGGUGGUUUGACUCACCACAGAUCCAAUUUGGACAAGUACCAUCCAGGUUACUUCGGUAAGGUUGGUAUGAGAUACUUCCACAAGCAACAGGCUCACUUCUGGAAGCCAGUGAUCAACUUGGACAAGUUGUGGACUUUGGUUCCAGAGGCCAGCAGAGACUCUGCUUUGCAGACCUCCACUGCUUCGCAAGCUGUUGUCAUUGACACUUUGGCCGGUGGUUACGGUAAGGUGUUGGGUAAGGGUAAAUUGCCAAACGUUCCAGUUAUCGUCAAGGCCAGAUUUGUUUCCAAGUUGGCUGAGGAGAAGAUCAGAGCUGCUGGUGGUGUCGUCGAACUCAUUGCUUAG